GAUACGAACACAUCAGCCUUAUUUCCAUAUCCCUUUCAACCCUCGAGCCAUUUUUUCCGUUAUUCCGAUCGUGUGAACACGUUACCAAUCGAGAAAACGAGAGAAGUGCAUUUCACUUUAUUUUCUACGAACAAUCGAGUGUUGAUAGUGGUGUGAGCCUUUAAACAUUGUGAAAAAUACAAAUUCAUUGUUGUAUUUAAUAACUACUCAGUGAAGUGAGUACGUACAAAUCUGUUGUCUCCCGAUACCCAGGAUUACUGGGGGGCAACUUAGUAUUGUCGUACAAUUAUUCGAUUUUGUUGAUUAAAUAAAUCGAAAAUGCUCGUUGACGAGAUGCCAAGGAGCUUCGUUAAGAAGAACAACAGCUACAGCCAUUGUCCGCUCAAAAAGCGGCCAGUGCAUGUGAUGCUGUACGACGAAGUACCAGAAUCAGUAAAAGAUGAAAUAAUUGAUGUAGUAACGGACGACAUCCCAGAGCCAGAGAAUCUCAGCACAAAGCCAGAGGAUCUCAGCAGAUCAGCUCCAAAGCGUCGUUCAGUCUCCCGAUCUCCAUCCCCAGUGCCUCACAAACAGCCCCACCUUGAGCACCACCCAAUCCACCCAUCCCCAGUGAAUCAUUAUCCAUCAAAACCGAUAACUCCACCCGUCGGCAUAGCCCCGAUUCAUCCACUCGUUAAAAAAGAGCGUGUCGAAGUGAUUCAACAUGACGGCGGUGCAGUGUCAACGGGUUCACUCCACUUCAUGUCGACGAAGACACCCUUGGAGCCAUUGAACUUGAAUACACCAGUGGAACCAGUCACCCACUAUGCAACACCAGCUUGGGCAAGAGCAGCGCCACUCUAUCCACCACACUACCUACCAUAUCCAGCUUAUCGUUUCCAUCAUCAUCCAGGAGCUGAGUUGUACCCAGCGUAUCCACUGCCAGCAUAUCCACACUCAUCGCCAGAGCAUGCAUCAGCUUCACCACCACCACUUCAACACACAGCCUUGACAUGUCCAACGAUCCAACGACCAAUUGCCAGGAGUUAUGCACACUGGGCAGCAUCAUCGAGUCCAGAUCACUGCGGGCUAUCACCAACGAGUUCAGUGGGUUAUUCCUCUCUGAGAUCACCACCACCCGUGACACCUGAGGACCUUUCCUCACCGGGAAGUGACAGUGGUAGAUCCUCAGCUGGAAGCACCUCAGCAGGUUCGACAAUUCUAAUGAAAAUGGACAGCCCCAUCAACACGAGCCCCAUCAACACCUCCAGUCCAACCAAUACGACAAGCGCAUCAUCACCGAGAUAUCAGUGCCCAGACUGCGGUAAAUCAUACUCCACGUACUCGGGCUUGUCCAAGCAUCAGCAAUUUCAUUGUGCAGCUGCUGAGGGACAGACGAAGAAAUCCUUCUCGUGCAAGUACUGCGAGAAAGUUUACGUGAGUCUUGGUGCUCUCAAGAUGCACAUCAGGACCCACACUCUACCGUGCAAGUGCCAUCUCUGUGGAAAGGCCUUCUCCAGGCCUUGGCUACUCCAGGGACACAUCAGGACACACACCGGGGAGAAACCCUUCAGCUGUCAGCACUGCAAUCGUGCGUUCGCUGAUAGGAGCAAUCUCAGGGCUCAUCUCCAGACACACAGCGAUGUCAAGAAGUACUCGUGCACUUCAUGCAGCAAAACAUUCAGCAGAAUGUCACUGCUAACGAAGCAUCAGGAGGGCGGAUGUCCCGGUAUGAAUGUUCCCAUUGGUUAUGGCUGUUGAAAAGUGAAAAUAUUCGUUCGGAGUGCCUUAACGUUGAAUCGUUCGAUAGACUGAAUUUACGAGGAGUACAAAUAUUAAUAUAUUUACUAUUUUAUUGUAAAUGCGAUGGGUGUUAAUGAGAAAAUUGAGAUUUUCUUAGGGACGAGAUAUCGAGCUAAUCGGGAUUUUUCUUUUUUUAUUUUGUACUUAUUACGGGGUCGAGUUUUUUCAUGGAGUUUUUUUAUCUUUUCAUAUUUUUCAUUUUCAACAUGGUUUUAUAUGGAAAAUCGUGACACCGCUCGAUGCGGUACCGUGAAACUUUAGUGCCAUGAUUUGAAUUUUUUUUAUACCUUUCAGUUCCAUUCCUAUUUCGCUUAUUAAUUUAUAUCUAGGAUUAAUUGUAAUAUCGUUAAGUUGGCCGAGACAGCACUCAAGUGUACAUAAUGUUUUCGACAGGCCAUAUGCGUUCUUAAGUAUCUGAAGAAAAAAAAAAAUUAUUUCUUUUCGAUUGAGUUACUCGAACAUACUAGUCAUUGUACAUAAACACAAAGAUAACAGAGUGUGUGUUUGGCGUGUGUGCGCAGAGAGUGUAAAGAGUCAAUUAAAAUUGGAGAAUCAGAUUGAAAUCCGAUUUUAGAGAUAUAUUGCGCGGACUCAGGGCGAGUACCACUAUAAUUUUUAUAUAAGAGGUUUUUGUAAAGAAAGUAAAUAUAAACAGGAGAGUACA
This is a messenger RNA of Fopius arisanus, 2446 nucleotides long. RefSeq names its product protein escargot. Gene Ontology annotation, molecular function: RNA polymerase II cis-regulatory region sequence-specific DNA binding; DNA-binding transcription factor activity, RNA polymerase II-specific. Gene Ontology annotation, biological process: regulation of DNA-templated transcription. The transcript is spliced from 2 exons. Lineage: Eukaryota; Metazoa; Arthropoda; Insecta; Hymenoptera; Braconidae. The coding region runs from base 319 to 1740 and encodes 473 amino acids. The record is from RefSeq and is a predicted model, not a curated record.